CAAAAAGUGCCUUAUUUAGUAAAACAAAAAGUUCAUCUAUGUACAUACCCGUUUGUUACAGAGCAACCGAACCAUGGAUGUUCCAUUUAAGGAUACUCCACCCCUUAAAAUGAAUAUAAAUUACCUCUCUUUUUUUUUAUUCGAAAAACAAAACUAUAAAUCAAAUCUUUUCUUUACUUUCUUCCCUUUUCUUUCUUCCUUUCUUUUUUAAACUUCAAUGAAUAAAUUCUACCUUGCUCUCUACAUUGCCAUCUUGUUAAACGCUCUGCUGAUCUUUGCAAGAGAAAGCCCUCAAAAUGACAAGAAAAUAACAGUUCAACGACGAAAGCGUGGCUUGUCCCGCCGAGCAACGACAAUAUGUCCUUAUUUUGGUUGCUAAAUUGUAUGGCUCUCAUUUAUAAACUACUGUCUUUUUUCUCCUGUCUCUCUCUCUCUGUCUCUUUGUGGAGACUUCAUUAUGAAUAAAUCCAUUUUUGUAUCAUUUAUAAAUAAACAUUGUCGUCAGGUACACACAAGUACAUCUACUUUUUUUUUGUUCUAUAUUUAAACCCUAUUCAAUGUAUUGUUCCAUGGAAAUGUCCUAGUACUAUUUUAAGCUAUGGGCAAAAUCCAGAUCAUGACCCACAGCCUUCUGGGAAAAAAGGAGAAUAAAGGAAACGACAGUAAGACGAUAAAGGAGAACGAGUUUUUUUUUUUGUGAACACUAAGAAAAAAAGUCUAAUUGAUUCAGGAUGCACUGUACCAUGUAUCAUAGUACAAACCCAAAUAGUCAUUUGAAAGAUUCUUGAAGAGA
This is a messenger RNA of Rhizopus microsporus ATCC 52813, 793 nucleotides long. RefSeq lists its product as uncharacterized. Lineage: Eukaryota; Fungi; Mucoromycota; Mucoromycetes; Mucorales; Rhizopodaceae. The coding region runs from base 218 to 379 and encodes 53 amino acids. The transcript has 2 exons. The record is from RefSeq and is a predicted model, not a curated record.